AUGCACACGAUGGACCUUUGGGCGAAGGAAGGGACUGUGAAUCGGAUGUACGAAUCUAGGAUCAUACUUCCUCAGGGUGCUUCCAGAGAUCGUAGAAGGGAUGCGUGUUCACAUCUUUACCAACAGGUAACGGCUGACGAGCACCCUGGCACCGGCGAACUCUGCGGCUUGCCACAAACUUCAGUCAUGCGAGAACCUGAUGAUAUUAAUGGAGUUCUAUGCGACAAAGAGCAACCGCUAUCUCCGUUUCCAGUUAAAAUCCAGAAUUUUCCAUGCGUUCAGAUGGGAUUCCGAUGUUUAAAGGAGAGUACCCGCUCAGGCUGA
Messenger RNA from Necator americanus (New World hookworm), 324 nucleotides. RefSeq lists its product as uncharacterized. The record is from RefSeq and is a predicted model, not a curated record. NCBI's taxonomy places the organism in Eukaryota, Metazoa, Nematoda, Chromadorea, Rhabditida, Ancylostomatidae. Bases 1 to 324 code for a protein of 107 amino acids. The transcript has a single exon.